Messenger RNA from Paecilomyces variotii, 1881 nucleotides. RefSeq lists its product as hypothetical. The transcript has a single exon. The record is from RefSeq and is a predicted model, not a curated record. Lineage: Eukaryota; Fungi; Ascomycota; Eurotiomycetes; Eurotiales; Thermoascaceae. The coding region runs from base 342 to 1646 and encodes 434 amino acids.
UAGAGAACUAUGAGAGGGUAAUCUGUACUCCAUAAUGGCAUUAAGGUUCCACUGUCCACGAACAGACUUUACAAAUGAUGAUGGAUAUCCCCUUCUUAAUUAAGAUACCUGAAAAAGGUCAACUACUCGCCAAACGGAGAUAGACUACAUACCAGAGAGAACAAAAAGCAAACAACCGCCGGGAAACCACAAAGACUUUGUUCUCAGUUAAAAAUAGUAUAGAAAGACAACUUAUAAAUAAAAUAAACUAAGACUUUGUAGGAAUUAUACCCUAUCGUUAUCUUCCUACAGAGCUACCUGAUGAGUUGACCUACUGCCCGGUGUGUAUACAACCUACAGCCAUGCCUUCGUCUCUAGGAAAACAAGUCGAAGAUGAAAUCAAACCAGGCCAGACUUUCUCAUCACCACUCAGAAGAAACACGCCCAGACCUCGGUAUCCUAUCAGACUGGAUGACCUUAGCCGUGAUGAUAUCCAUGCGCUGACCAAAAUCCUCCAUAUAGACAACACCAGCGCAGCCGCACCCUCUGUCGACAACAGAAUCCAAAAACUCAUUGAUGCCCUCCCUGCUCAUCUCAGGAGCUCAUUCCUCCUCCGCCUAGUUCCAAACUCCAUCCUCUGCCAUGCGGCAGUCUGUCCCUUACACAACGGUAUGAAUAGACAUAUCAUCCACCAUGUCUGGAUGCUGAUCAAGCGCGAAGUCACUUUCCACCUAGACAUCAUGUACGCAUACCCGCAUGUGGUUGGGCUGGAAGAGAAAGCGAUCCUGCGCAAUCUUCGUGCGGUAUCAGGGAUGUGGACACCAUCCUCAAGUGAGGACUCACCACUGGGAGCGUGGGAUUUUCAGACAAAUCGAUGCGAGGCAUGUAUGCUGGCGCGGAUCGGAGCGAGGCCUACAAUCCUUCGCAAUAUGCGUAUUGUGCUAUUGAGUCGGAGUCAAAUGAGAAAGGCGAUGAGGGCGCCGAGCUUGAUACCGUGGGUGGAUGCGUGGAUUGCGCAGUAUGGAGAACUGAGUACGGAGAUGUUUUUUAGGAGUGGCGAGAAGGCGUUUGCGAUGAAAAGGGCGAUGAAUGCGGCUGUUCUGGCGAGAUAUGAGGAGAGGAAACUGCGGAGGAAGAAAGAUAAUACUUUCUCCGUGGAUGACGUUGCGUAUGUCGAUGGCGCGUCUCAUAUGAAGAUGACCCGGGUGGUCAAGCAGGGAAAUAAUAUGGGCGGAGACAUGUGCUUUCCGGAUUGGCAAUUUGAGACCCUCGAGGAUGAGAUCGACAGCAUCGUUGAGUUGUAUGCAAGCUUGCCAUCAGGCAGCGAACCGGCAUCUGGACAACCAUCGAUGCCUCUGCAACAUGAAUCGCCAUCCCCCAGGAAGGACGGCCAGGAUAGGCAAUCCAGCGGUCCACAUAUCAACCUUGUUGAAAAGCCAUGGGAUGUUUGUUUGGAUACUACACAUAUCGAUCCACCACAGCAGAAAGUUCCCAAGAGAGCCUCGCUAGAUAUCCCACGUAGCAGUUCAAGAUCAUCCACGGCUGCCGAACGAGAGAGCAAGAAUGACUUCACUUCCGAAUACAGCCAGGGGUCGUGGGAAACUGCGUCAAUCUCAUCUGACGGCACCUCUCGAACGACGUGGACUUCUUGUUACGGGGACAAAUAGAUAGGACGCAGAUUGAAGUUCAAACAUUGAUAUUAUGGCAGAACCACUCUUUGAUAAUUAGUUAUUAUGUACUCUGCACGGGGCAUCCUUGCCCCUUCAUAGUAAGACUGCAAAAUAUACAGUUGCAUAUGUAAAAUGUUGUCGAAUUCUAUUUGCAAACGAGCAGUCUGCCACAAUCGAAACGCGUCCCGUCCUUAACACCAAGAACCUAUACCUCUGUGCAAAUAACCCAGAC